This is a messenger RNA of Lachancea thermotolerans CBS 6340, 3159 nucleotides long. It is a transcript of the gene LOS1, whose product is annotated as Ran GTPase-binding protein LOS1. Bases 1 to 3159 code for a protein of 1052 amino acids. Gene Ontology annotation, molecular function: small GTPase binding; tRNA binding. Gene Ontology annotation, cellular component: cytoplasm; nuclear matrix; nuclear pore. Gene Ontology annotation, biological process: tRNA re-export from nucleus. NCBI's taxonomy places the organism in Eukaryota, Fungi, Ascomycota, Saccharomycetes, Saccharomycetales, Saccharomycetaceae. The record is from RefSeq and is a predicted model, not a curated record. The transcript has a single exon.
AUGAUCCAGCAGAUACAACAGGCCGUAGAUAUUGCAAACUCGUCGACGGCGGAUCAUGCUCUCAAGAAACAAGCGCUAGAUUUCCUAGAGGGGGCCAAGGCCGAUGCAGCGGCUCCGCAGGUGUUUUCGUCACUACUUCAAGAUGCCUCUAGCAGUGACGUUAGCAAGUUCGUGGCGCUUCAGGUACUUAGCGACCUGGCGUUGGACAGCAACGGAGAGCGUCUAGGGUAUCUGAAGAAUGCUUGCACGGAGCUUUUGCGUGCGAAGAGCGCGGACCAGAACAGCCAGGACCCCGAAUACGUGAGAAACAAGAUAGCAGAGAUGACUUCGCGUUUAUUCUACUGCAUGUACGGCGAGGUAAACGGCAAUAUGUGGCCAAACUUUUUCCAAGAUCUGCUUCAGAUCUUGAAUAUUGAGAGUCUGCAGACGGGUGCGUCACCCGAGUUCUCAUCUGUCGGCCUCGACCUUUUCCUAAAGAUUUGUUUAGCGAUUAACUCCGAAAUCGGCGACCAGACCUUUGUAAGGUCAAAAGAAAUCCAACUCAAGAAUAAUGAGUUGAAGGACGCCAUGAGGCUACGAGAUGUGCAACUUUUAUCCACACUGUGGUAUAAUUCGUUGAAGCUGUUUCAGCUGCAACAACACCCACCGCAGCUCGCAAACUUAACACUCUCUUGCAUCGGUUCGUACAUCUCUUGGAUAGAAAUCAGCUUGAUUGUGGGUCCAGAAUAUAUCAACGUCAUUUACGAGUUUUUGGACCAUCCCGCCUCUAAAAUUGCAUGUGCACAAUGCCUGUGUGAAAUAAUCUCCAAGAAAAUGAAGCCGGGUGACAAGCUGGCUCUACUGAGUAUGCUUGAUCUAACUAGUAAAGUGAUAAGUGUCGGAAAUGACGACCUUGAUGUCCAAGAACAAUUAGCAAAGCUCGCGUCCUCCGUCGGGUUUGAACUUUCGUUAAUACUGGAGCAAUGUAGCGAUAAUAACUCAGAGGCUGAGUCUCAAGAGGUUGCGUCCGCAGCUGAUAGGCAAAUUAUUCACCAGGUUGCGCCGCUGGUGCUGAAGUUUAUGGAACAUGAAUACGACUCGGUCACCCAGCAGUGUUUCCCUUUUAUCUCUCAGUACAUUCAGUUUCUGAAAAAGUUCUUUGCGCUUGGUGGCAAGCCGGGCAGCGCGGUCGCGCUGAACUCUAAAAGACUUUCUCUGGAUUCUGACCAUGAAAACUUCUUGAAUGCGCUGAUGUCAGUCUGCAUGAAGAAGAUGAUAAUAGAUGAAACCUGUGAUGAAGACUCCACGGACGAGAUAGACGAAUUUAACGAAACGAUAAGAUCCAAACUUAAAAUCUUUCAAGAUAGCUUGGCGAUCAUAAACCCUGGGAUUUACCUGCAAAAUAUUUCCAAAAGCAUUGAGAGCUCUAUUGCUUCCUCUGACUGGAGGGAGGUUGAGUUCGCUAUGUACCAAAUGCACAACUUUGCCGAAAGCAUCAGAAAUAACUUGUUUGGGGUCAACAAGAAGGACAUCUUUUCUUCUGAGCCUCACAAUCUUAUGUGCAGGUUUAUGGCCACACUCUUGGACAAUACUAAUAUAUUUCAAAUCCAGAACUCACUAAUACAGAUAUCAUUCUUUGAGCUGGUAGUCAGACACAAUUUGUUUCUGGGAGCAUCCAACAAAGAUAACGACACCUUGUUGAAUAUUUUCUGCAGUGAAUUCGGGAUGUUUAACAGCAAAGAGCGUGUCCGGCUUAGAACCUGGUAUCUCUUUACGAGGUUCAUCAAGUCGACAAAGGCAAAGCUAACGGCGGGGCCUCUUUCAAGCCUACUCUCCAAGGUCUCACAACUGUUGACAAUUAAAGCAGUGGCAACCUCACCACAAACUGCCGACAUCGAUGUGACUUUUGAUAAUCAACUAUAUUUAUUCGACGGCGUGGGGAUGUUGAUUGGAGCUAGUGCCGACUCAAGUUACGAGCUCUUGGACGGUAUCCUGGUUCCAUUGUUUUCUGAUCUGGAAACAUGUAUUUCUGCUCCUGUCAAGUCCCCAGAUGUUGUCUUGCAAACUCACCACAUACUGAUGGCUAUAGGAACCGUGGCGAGAGGUGUUCACUCUGGGCUAGUGCCUGAAAAUCAGGUAAAUAAUACCGAAGUGACUGGUAAGCUCUUUCCAAGAUCUGUCAUCGAGAAGUUUUCGAACGUUGCCGAGGUGAUUCUAGUCACAUUCUCGUACUUCAACAAGUUUGAAUCAAUACGUGAUGCGACCAGAUUCUCGUUUGCUCGUCUGAUUCCUAUUUUGAACGAAGAAAUUCUACCAUUUGCAAGCCGUCUCAUCGCCAUAUUUCUCAGCUCAGACCUAAAAAUUUUGGAGUUGAACGAUUUUUUGGGUUUCUUGGGCCAAAUUGUUCAUAUGUUCAACAAAAGUGAUGUUUGUUACCAGCUACUUAACAACCUACUCGCACCAGUAAUUGAGAAAGUCUUCAAGUCAUUAGUUCAGAGUGAGCAGGAAGCAGACCGUGUUCAAACAAGCGUUUCCAUUGCUUCCGCUGCGAAGGGCCCGAGCGAGAAAAACGUAGUGAUAACAGAUUCAUUCCGUGACAAAGUCGUUUUGAAAAAGGCAUACUACACCUUUCUGCAGUCCUUUGUGACCAACAACUCUAUGUCCUUGUUCCUAACAGAGUCAAACAGGACGGCACUGCCCCUGGUGUUAGAGGACCUGAUGACGUACACCCCGGACGAAAUCCAUGAAACGUCUUCUAUGAAGCUGUCAUUGAACGUGCUCGUGAAUUUUGUCAAAUUUAUAGGCACGGGCUCCUGCACUGAUCCACAAGACCCUAACGCUAACAACUUCACAAAGUUAGAAGGCUUGAGCGAGUUUUUUAUCGCAAAGGUUGUGCCCCUUGUGUUCGAGAUCCCCUUCAAGCCCGAGUUCGGUUUUAACAUUCGCGACGGGAGUUGCAGGGUUGUCGCAUGCGACCUUUCGAGACUGCUAAAGGCACUGUAUUCGAUCCACGCAGGUUCAGACAGGAAUGCCUGCUUGAUUUACCUAACCGAGAACUACUUCCCACAGGUCCAGUUUCCGGGCCAGCUGUCCUCGGAAUUUGUCCAGGCUCUCGCGAAUGCCGAUGAGAAGACAUUUGAAAAGUACUUUGUAAGUUUCAUCACCAACCUUGUGGGAUAG